Molecule: messenger RNA, 2785 nt
Organism: Papilio xuthus (Asian swallowtail)
Lineage: Eukaryota; Metazoa; Arthropoda; Insecta; Lepidoptera; Papilionidae
Product: P protein-like
Exons: 19
Coding region: 254-2716 (820 amino acids)
Biological process (GO): transmembrane transport
Cellular component (GO): membrane
Source: RefSeq, a predicted model, not a curated record
CGCAGCGGUGCGCGCGCGCCUUUUUUUUGUCUGUGCGCGGUGGUUCGCGGUUUGAAUUCUUUGAUUGACCAACGUUCGAAAACGCGGUUUGACUUUUUGAAAUAAAAUCGUUUGUUUUGUGAUAAAGUGAAACCAAAGCAAUAAACAAAGAACUUAGUUUGCUAAAACUUUGUUAUCAUAAUUAUACAAGUGCUACGAAGAAAUUACAAAAAACUCGAGUAGACUUUAAAAAGUGCGAAUGUGACAAUGCAAUAUGGCGGAUUUCCUGACGAAACUUAAGCGGCUAGGUAGGGGAGGUGCGAGACAGACGAACAGUAUAUAUUCAAUGGUAUCGUGCAGUGACGUCACGCCGGGCAGCCUGGAGGUCUGGUUGGAUCUGCCCGACGAGAUCAAAUACGAUCCCUCGCUCGCGCCCUUCAAGCAACUGUACGAACAGCGACACGGCAAGUUGGAGCGAUCAGAACAGCACACGGAAGGGGAUAAGACAAUCGGCAAUGGAAAGACAACGGAUAGUUGUAUACCGUCUGAAAACGGGAAUGAGGUCACCAAAGAUUGCGAGAACGGAUUAAUGGACCAAAUGUUACCAGAAAAAGAAAACAAGAAGAAAUCAACGAAAAAGAAACAGAUAAACCGUAUGUUACGCGUCAUCAAAUUAGGCGCACUGGUAGCCUGCUGGGGCCUGUUGACCGUCUCCUUGCUGCUCAAUAUGGAGACCAGCGACGUGGUCCUCCAUACUGCUGUAGAAGCCGGUAGUGUUAAAGAAUACGAGCUCAGCGGCACGUCUGAGACGGCGAAGGUCCUAGUGACACUGGCCGGGCCAUUCGAAGAGGCGGCUACUAAUGACUCUAAUAGUCUACUCUUUCUCUGCCUUCGUAAGACUCCAAAUAAAUGGGCUGAAUAUGAACUGAACUCGAGCGUGUGGACGGUGCGCUUGAAGGCGGACGAUGUGAUGGACUUUGCGGCCAGUUCCUCCGAUGCAAGGAUAUUGGAACUGCAGUCAAUACCGCACGACCACCACACCAACACAUCACGUGACCACAACUCAACAAAACCUGCCAGUAGUUCUAUAGCAAACAAUGUCGAUAUAGAGGGAAAUGAUUCAAAAGUAAGGUUAUGCGUGUGGAGCACGAGCAACAACACGGUGCCCAUCACCGUCAGCUACCACGUGGAUCCCAUCUCGGAGGAUGACGGCAUCGUCUACGCCUCGCUGUUGCUCGCCUCCUUGUAUAUACUUAUCAUAUUUGAGGUGGUGAACAGAACUAUAGCGGCACUUCUCUCAUCGUCGCUUGGCAUCGCGGUGCUGGCGCUGGGCGGCGCGCGGCCCUCGCUGCCCGAGCUGGUCUCCUGGCUGGACGUGGAGACGCUGCUGCUGCUCUUCAGCAUGAUGCUGCUGGUCGCCAUUCUCGCAGAGACCGGCCUCUUCGAUUACUUGGCCGUGCUCGCGUUCGAGGUGACCGGAGGCAGAACGUGGCCGCUUAUCAAUUGCUUGUGCUUCUUCACAGCGUUCUUCUCCACGUUCCUCGAUAACGUAACGACGGUGCUUUUGAUGACACCUGUAACAAUUAGGCUGUGCGAGGUGAUGCAGCUGAACCCGGUGCCGGUGCUGAUGUCGAUGGUGAUCUUCAGCAACGUCGGCGGCGCGGCCACGCCCGUUGGCGACCCGCCCAACGUCAUCAUAGCCAGCCAUCCCUCUAUAUUACACGAGAACAUAAACUUCACGACGUUCACGCUGCACAUGGGGGCGGGCAUCCUGCUGGUGGCGGCGCAGACCUACCUGCAGCUGCGUUACAUGUUCCGGGACAUGAACGCGCUGCGCCACACCGUGCCCCGGGACAUACAAGAGCUGCGGCAGGAGCUGGCGGUGUGGCGACGCGCGGCGGCCUCGCUCGCCUCCUACUCGCGCGACGAGGACAUCGUGCGCAGGGCUCUCGAGAAAAAGGUACAGAAACUGCACGCUACCUUGCAGAAGCGCGAGUCCGGCAGCGGCAGGUCCAAGUCCGAUCCUCUUUUCUGUUCUACUCUGGCGCAAAUGAAACAAAAGUACCGCAUAAGGGACAAGCCGCUGCUGGUCAAGUCGGCGGUGUGCGUCGCCUUCGUUGUCGUCGUCUUCUUCUUGCACGCUAUACCGGAGCUGCAACGGCUGUCGCUGGGCUGGACGGCACUGCUGGGCGCGCUGCUGCUGCUGCUGCUGGCGGAGCGCGAGGACCUGGAGCCGGUGCUGGCGCGCGUCGAGUGGUCUACGCUCCUCUUCUUCGCUGCACUCUUCGUGCUCAUGGAGGCGCUGUCUAAGCUGGGUCUUAUAUCUUGGAUCGGCAGGAUGACGGAGUCGGUCAUCCUGCAAGUGAACGAGGAGUCGCGGCUCACGGUCGCGCUCCUGCUCAUCCUGUGGGUGUCGGGGGUGGCGUCGGCGUUCGUGGACAACAUCCCUCUGACGACGAUGAUGGUGCGUGUGACGGCGGCGCUGAGCUCGCCAGCCGGCCUGGCGCUGCCGCUGGCGCCGCUCGCCUACGCGCUCAGCUUCGGCGCCUGCCUCGGAGGUAACGGCACUCUGAUCGGCGCGAGCGCGAACGUGGUGUGCGCCGGCGUGGCGGAGCAGCACGGCUACCGCUUCUCCUUCUUGCAGUACCUCAAGGUGGGCUUCCCCAUCAUGAUCGGCAACCUGAUGGUCGCCUCCGUCUACCUCCUCUUCUGUCACAGCAUCUUCCAGUGGCACUGACCGCCACGCGGCACAAAAUGGUUCAUCCAUUUACAAAUGUUAAUGUAACAAAUUGUUUUACUUUUUAAA